CAAGGCAGAAGACAACAGCGGAUAGCAAACUUCUGUCUCAUGUCGUCGUCUGCGUUUCCGGUCAACUUUGAGGACAAGGACGAUCCCUGGACACCGCGCGAGGGCACGACUGGUGCAGUGAGCAUUGGUGCGGGUAGUAUUAGUAGUGACUAUAGUCAUCAAGGAACUACCCACGGCACAGGCGAGGAACAGCUGACGGACGCACAAAUCUCUGCGCUCCUUCCUCCAUUGCCAGAACAGCAGGACCCAGGCCUGGCUCACCUCGAGCGAAAGCUGGACCGGCUGAGAAAUCCCCGCACAAGUGCAACCAUGAGUGGCCCAAGGAUGCUCAAGGAGAUGGAGCGAUCAACACAGCACCAACAACCCCACCCAGCUGCUAGCACAUCCACAGAGGCGACGUUCAACACACUUCGGACCAACGAUGAUCAAGCACGAGACGCAAGUUCGGAGUGGGAUUCGAGCGAUGACGACAAUGGCUAUGCAGAUCUAGGGGACAGCACGGCAGAGCAGGCAAGCAUGUCCACGUGCGGUUGGCUGCUGUGGUGCUGCACAUGCGGCUGCUUCCGCCAGCGAUCGAAGCAGCGGCCAAGGUUCCUCGGCACGGGCGUACGGCGCAUGCCAAAGUCCAUGGACUACAGACCACUGCUCGCCAGCGACGAUGAGGAUGAUGAGGAUGUCAUCUUCUCCUCCAUCACAGGCACGCCGUCCUCCAAGAACGUGUUUGACGCGGCCGCACACAGCUCCCCCCGAUCACACCAACCACCACGAAGCGUCUUUGCCCUCUCAGACUCUGACUCUGACACUUCCUUCACCCCAGACGCAACACCCGUCCUCUAGUGCCUCUGCGUGUGUGUGUGUGUGUAUGUGUGUGUGUGUGUGCGUGAACAAAGAUCUGCUUGUGCAGCCAUGCAGCAGCCAUGCAUGCACCAUCGUUACUUUGCGCCCACCUCAACUUGCUUGCUCGCUUGUUGCUUGCUUUGCCUCCUCUUCUUCCUUGCUUGGCUGUGGCGGUUUUGGAAAAUCAAAUGAAAUCAUUCAUAACAA
Molecule: messenger RNA, 1044 nt
Organism: Salpingoeca rosetta
Lineage: Eukaryota; Choanoflagellata; Craspedida; Salpingoecidae
Exons: 4
Coding region: 40-837 (265 amino acids)
Source: RefSeq, a predicted model, not a curated record